UAGGACGGAUAGAAUAGACCGGUCAAGGUAUAGUGUUGAAUAAAGGGGAUGUGCUUGUUUUCUUUUGCCAGGGAACUUAAAAAGAAGACGCUGUCAAGAUGCCUGAGAUUGGCGGCGCAUCAGUUGUUCCUAAGAAGGGUCUGACACUCGAUGACCUCAUCGCGGCCAUCGACCGACAUGAAAGGAACCCGAGCAACAUCCCAAAGGUCGAUACUUUCCAUUUGUGUGGGGAGAAAGUCUCAGAAUGGCUAGAGCGGGUGGAACAAGCUUUGGUCGGGCGGCCGGAUGUUGUAAAGUUUAAACGCAUCCUUCAGUAUGUCCUCCACAGCUACCAUCAGGAGGUGAAGAAAGUCAUAGAUGCGGCUCAAGGUAGCUGGGAGAGGUUCAAGGAGGGGAUGCAGAUGAAAUACCGCCUGGGAGACGGGUUGUUGACUACCACGGACCUUGAAGCGAUGAACAAAGAGGAUUUUACGACUAUAGGGGCCUUUGUUCAAAAAUUUAAGAAAAGGGCGCGGAAGGUCCAUGGGAUUUCGGAGGAAGCACAGUGCGCCAUCUUCCUGGGGCUACUCACAGCAUCGGAGACCGUUGAAUUGACGAGACAUGGAGGAGGUAGCACUAAGCUCACCUGGACCACCAUUGACAGAGGGGUGGAAGUUGGGUGCUUGGACCAGGUGGAACAAUGUCAGGUACUCCUGCAAAGACAAAAGAGAAAGGAAAGAGAUGCGACCGCUUCUGGGACCCCAGGAGUAACAAGGAUUGUUACAGACGUAUUGGCACAGCUAGGUUCACAGGGCAGUGUUGUAGGAGGUGGGAACCAGGGGCAGGGCAAUCAAGGCAGUGAAGGGAGGGGUGGAGGAAAGGGGCGAGGCAGGAAUGACGGCGGAAGAGGAAGGCAAUGGAAUGGCCAAGGCCAGGGGUACCAAGGCCAAGGGAGUCAAGGCCAGGGGUACCAAGGCCAAGGGAGUCAAGACCAGGGGUACCAAGGCCAAGGGAGUCAAGCCCAAGGGUACCAAGGCCAGGGCUAUCAAGGCCGGGGGGAUCAGGGAAGUCAGGGGUAUGGAAGACCCCACUUUGACUGGAGGACGGUCAUCUGUCAACAUUGUGACCAGCAGAGCCACACUAUAAGGUUCUGUAAUAUAAGACGGGAAGACGAGAGAAGCGGACUGAUUUCCUCUACUAUGGAUGGGAAUAUCUACGAUCAGUUUGGGGAGGCCAUUGACAGAAGGCUUGGAAGAGUGAGGGCUGAACCCCAACGAAGAGCGGCAGCUGGGCCACCACCCCCUGCCAUAUUCAGGCUAUGGCAGGAAAAGGAGAAACCACCAUUUGGGGUGGAAGAAGUGGGGAGCGAUGAGGAAGUGACUCAAGGGCUGCGAGGAGGAAGUGAGACGGAAGAGGCCAUAAUCAUCGAGUCAGAUGACGAGGAUGAGGAGGAAAGAACGGAGCCUUUGUCCGUCUUAUUUGAGAAGAUGGAGGACUUGCUGGAUAAGAUGGAGAGGUACCAACAGGAGUUGGUAGGCCUCUGUGAAGGAGUGAAAGAAUGGAAGUCUAAUGUCCCCACAAUAUUCCUUUAUAACUCCGGCCCGGAGUCAGCGCCUAGGCGACCCGGAGUAAAUGUGGUGGGGUCGUGCCCUCAACCAGGAAUGAGGAGGAGACCCCUCACUCCGCAGGCCCGGCUGGCACAGGCAGCGCGAACGAGGAAUCAAGCCAAGGCCAGUACCAGCCAAGAGUCUCCAAGGAGGGAAUACGAACCAGAAAGAAGGAAAAAGGUUGUGGAAGUAGAGGACGACGAUGAUGAAGAGGAAGAGGAUGAGAGGCUGCGCAGAGAAGAGGAUCAGAGAGCGGAGCAGCGGGCAAGGAAAAAGGGAACCAGGGGAGAGGCCGAACCGGUCAUACAUGACGGACCGCCCAAAAAGAAGAAAUACGCGGUCCAGUUGGAAGAGGGAUUUGAUGUAGAGAAGGUGAUUGACCGGCUAUUGGAAGGGCAUAAUGACCUCAUGACCCUGAAGGAAAUCCUAGCGUCAGCCCUGCGACUCCGCGAUGAACUGAAGGGGAGGUUAUCACGGCGCCUAGUGCCUAAUAUCCAUCUGGGUACGAUCCUGCCCAAGGAGGCAGAGUGGGCAGAGUCAGGUACGAAGAUGGACUGGAAGGGACGGCUCAAGCAGGGUUCUCAAAGGCGGUACAAGACGGUAGAUAAGAAGUGCCGCCCAGUACCCGUCCUCGUUACAGAGGACAAAGAAGCAUAUUACGAGAGGGAACGAGGGUUGAUUCGACAAAUGAGGGAAAGUGCUUUAGCAGGGCCAUGUCGUAUCAACGAAGGGAACGAGAAGGAGUUGAUCAUAGGGAAGUCUGAUUUCCUGCUGCCUCAGGAGCAAACGCUGAUGGUGGAAUUAAUGAAGAGAAAGCAUCGCGCCUACGUGUUUAGUGACGAGGAGCGUGGCAGUCUGGAUGUAGAUAAGAUACCUAUGAUCCGCAUCCACACCGUGCCACACGAGCCUUGGAAUAUGAGAGGGGCGCGAUAUCCCAAUCCUGACGAGGAAAGGAAGGUGGUGGAUUAUCUUGACGGCAAGAUACGUACUCACGUCGCCGACUAUUCAAGUGGACCGUAUGCGUCCCCGUGGUUCUGCUUUACUAAGCCUAACGGGACGCUGCGGUCUGAUUUUACGAAGACAGUCAUGCCAAGAGGAGGGAAGUGGACACAACCGACUCAGAGGCCGUUGGGCGCAUCAGGAGGAUAUGAGCGGCAUGGGCCUCGCCAUCGGGAGAGUACUCCAGUCUACAAUGAUGGGGACAUCGAGCUAUUCCUGGACAGUUUCUGGAAGCAUGCGAGGUGUAUGGGCUGGACCGUCGCUCAGGCGAUUGAGAGAUUGAGGGGAGCAGGUAGGUUCGAAGAGCCCAUUGCCAGGAUUCGUAGGGAGGCGACGACGAGGCAGGAGGUGGAGAUGAGGAUGGAGGUGUUGCGACCCUCGUCUGUGGGACCUGAUGGCAGGCCGAUCCGCCUGGAGAUUGGAAAUGCGUUGGACUUCAUCCCCGCGUUUGAGUGGUUCAUGCAAGAGCAGGGCAUACCGAGAGAUGAUUGGAUGCAGMCGCUACCACUCUGGACCAGGAAGGCGGAAAGGCCACUGGCUAUGCAGAUCAGGGACAUGGCACGAGAUUGGGAGAGCUGCAGGGCACAUUUGAGAGAGGCCUUUCGACGGCCAGAGCUCCCUCAGCCCAGAGUCGAGAGGCGACAGAGGAGUCAGAGGCCGAGGGACCCUGAGCCCAAGGAGGCAAGACCAUCUCGAGGAGGAUGGAAGGCCCUCGCCAGGAGAGAGAAGGAGCCAGAGGAUGAGGAGCGAGGGGCAUACCCUGAGUGUGGGUUGGGGCUAGUGGAGUUCCAUCGUUUUACUGAGGGUGGAUUGAGGAGGUCGCCAGCACACACACAGGGGGAGCCACCAGCGUCAGAGGGGCCCUUGAGGGAAUUGGAGUUGCAUUUAGAUAUUUCUCGGUGGAGGGCGUCGCUUCAGGGUGAGAAGCAUGGAGAGCAGGCAGAGGAGGUGUCACGAGAGGAGGUGCCACAGGGGGAGAUACCACGAGAGGAGAUGCCACGAAAGGAGGUACCACAGGAAGAGGUCCGGGGUACUCAGCGAGAGAGAGGGCUGGGCGAUGAGGGGAGACGUGUAGGGAAGGAAGUGAUAGAGGUUGGAGAGGACACGCCCCCACAGACGCCAGCAGUGGCUAUCGUUGAGAGCCUGAGGCAGCAAACCCAGGGAAAGGUGGACAGACCAGGGAGCAGCCGGCAGGGAGAGCAGAGGCAACCAGGACAGGGAUUGCCAGGACAGCCAUCUGCGACAGAGCCUCGCCAGGAGCCACCUAUGGGGAGGGUUAUCCUGGAGUCAGAGGAGGCGAGAGCACAGAGACAGGCGRAGAGAGAGGCGUUCGAGUUCAGAGCCCCUACCGAGCUCGCGACACUGCCAGUAGCAGCGGCGGGCCCAGUCGUACCUUUGGAAGUAGAGGAGGGGCUGCCACCAUCUAGCAGUGAGCCGGCUCAGGACUCAGUAGAGGAAUCCAUGGGCGUGCUCCUUGAGGCGGUGAAUACUAUGCAGGAGGAGGUGAGUUUGUUUUCACCUGAGCAGAGUAUAGAGGAGCCUCUUGAGAAAGAGAUGGGGAUUGAGGAGGAGGGUGUCAUCGCGGGCAGACUCCAGAGGAUAGGCACACCUGAGUAUGGACCAGAGGAGAUUGAGGAGCAGCCUACGGCAGUGCCAGGGGCGAUACUCGAGAGGAGGCCUCAGAGGUUGGACACGCCCGAGUACGUCCCAGCGAUAGAGGAUUUGAGAGGCAGACUAGGAUCUUGGGCUACUGGAUCUGGGUCUGGUGGACCGGUUCCGGGGACAGAGCAGCAGGGGGGUGUCGGUACCUUGGUGGGAUCUCCUUCAUCGCCACCUCCUCAGCCCAGGAAGAAGAAGUUCAAGAGAAAGGCAGAUCAACUAUGUUUUUACUGCAAGAGGGACGUGCAUCUGGCUUUGGACUGUCUCGAGUUUCUUGAGGAUAAGGCAGCAGGGAAGAUCUCAGAGGUAGGGGGUAAAAUGUAUGAUAGACAGGGUAGGAUAGUAGAGAAGUCCGCAGAUGGACUUAGGGCUCAGUUAUAUAGGCAAAACCAGGAGGAGUUGAGGAGGUAGGGCCGGUUUUGUCUAUAUAAGUGAGCGAGCAUUUUGUGA
Molecule: messenger RNA, 4694 nt
Organism: Chara braunii
Lineage: Eukaryota; Viridiplantae; Streptophyta; Charophyceae; Charales; Characeae
Source: the annotation of a GenBank genome assembly